Molecule: messenger RNA, 1038 nt
Organism: Chanos chanos (milkfish)
Lineage: Eukaryota; Metazoa; Chordata; Actinopteri; Gonorynchiformes; Chanidae
Gene: noxred1
Product: NADP-dependent oxidoreductase domain containing 1
Exons: 6
Coding region: 1-1038 (345 amino acids)
Biological process (GO): L-proline biosynthetic process
Molecular function (GO): pyrroline-5-carboxylate reductase activity
Source: RefSeq, a predicted model, not a curated record
AUGUUGAAUAGUAGCAGAGACAUCACUGCUAAUUUGAAAACACUCACUUUCGAGUGUGGAUUAAGUGACAACGAAAACCAGCUGUUGUUUCUGCGUGGUCGAUCAGCUGGUUUAGUCAUCUGUGGAUGUGCACAUGCUCUUUUUAUCUGUCGGCUUGCCAUCUCACUAAGAAUAUUCAUAAAAGCAGAAGAUACUGACCAAACACCAGAUACUGAGAGGACCUUAAAGACGCAGGGACUCCGUGUUGGUAUUCUUGGAGGUGGACAUAUUGGAAAACAGCUGACGCAUCUACUGCUUGAAAUGUCAGGCCUCAAACCAUCAAGUAUUAAUGUUUCCACCAGAAGACCUGAGAAUUUAGAGGAAUUUUCUGGAAAGGGCGUUGAGUGUUACUAUGACAACCGUCGCCUGGCCACUUGGGCAGAUGUGCUGUUCCUCUGUUGCCUACCCUCCCAUUUACCACAAGUAUGCACAGAGAUUCACUCUCACAUACCUCCCCACAGUCUCAUAUACAGCUUCCCUUCUGCGGUGCCCAUAAACAGACUUGCACGUCUCCUCGGUCACAAUUUCAUCCUCAAACCUCAGUAUGACUUUGUAGCUUGUGAGUCAACUGACAUAUGGCUUUCCGAAAGUUGUGUGACAAAAGCUUUGAAAGAUACCAGCAUAAUAGUUGCCUCAUGUCCUCUGUCACUAAAGGGGGGUGUCUCCCUGGAUCAGAUGUGGGUGCCUUCAGUGCUGUAUAGCCUCCUGAAUAUGUGCACUGCUCAAAAAAUUGGAUCAAGUCAGGCUCUCCAGCUGCUUAACGAGCUGUUUAAGUGCCAGCCAUCAGCCAAAACAUUCAUCUGUCAAAACUUUGUGAAUUCAGCUGUUGCAGCAAUGCUCACAUCUGACAAAAUCUUCCCCUGGAUUAACUUGGUUGAUGUGCAGUCAAAGGAAACUCCAUUAUCACGUUGUCUGUUGGAGAGUGAAGCUCUGCAGAAUCUCAUCUCAGCUGCAUAUUGUUUAAUAUUUUCAGAUCUACCAUCAAGGAAAACAGUGUAA